Messenger RNA from Saccostrea echinata, 600 nucleotides. Its product is annotated as heme-binding protein 2-like. Lineage: Eukaryota; Metazoa; Mollusca; Bivalvia; Ostreida; Ostreidae. The transcript is spliced from 4 exons. The record is from RefSeq and is a predicted model, not a curated record. The coding region runs from base 1 to 600 and encodes 199 amino acids.
AUGAUUCGACUUGCUGUUUUCACAUGUAUCCUUGCUCUUGCUCUUGCUGUCCCCAAUCAACCAUGGUUCUGUCACGACUUAGACUGUCCAAAGUAUACUGUGCUAAAAAACUUCACAGGCUAUGAGUUAAGGAGAUAUGAAGUUUCACAAUGGGUAGCAACAAGAGAUAUGGUUACAAAUUACGAUACCCACAAAAAUUCACAAAUGUUCUUCAAGCUUUUCUACUACAUUUCCGGAAAUAAUACUGCAGGUAUGAAGAUUCCCAUGACUGCCCCCGUGGUGAAUAUCUUUACCCCUGGGGUGGGGAUGCAGCAAACCGUGUCGGAGAUGCACUUUAUGAUUCCCCAUAAUAUGCAGCCCUACCCUCCCCAGCCAACUGACCCUACCGUGUAUAUCACAAUGCUUCCAACGCUGGACGUCUAUGUCAAAUCUUUUAGCGGAUUUGCGAAUCACAUGAUGAACAUUGUAAAAGUAACAGAACUGAAAAAUGAAAUUAACAACACUAGCCUGCAUUAUGACGAUCAUUUCUAUACCGCUGGUUAUGACGGACCUUACUCAGUCAACAGGCAUAAUGAAGUUUGGCUCGCUGCCAAAAAUUAA